Molecule: messenger RNA, 3857 nt
Organism: Malurus melanocephalus (red-backed fairy wren)
Lineage: Eukaryota; Metazoa; Chordata; Aves; Passeriformes; Maluridae
Gene: SMARCC1
Product: SWI/SNF related, matrix associated, actin dependent regulator of chromatin subfamily c member 1
Exons: 27
Coding region: 141-3110 (989 amino acids)
Biological process (GO): positive regulation of DNA-templated transcription
Cellular component (GO): npBAF complex; SWI/SNF complex; nBAF complex
Molecular function (GO): histone binding; nucleosomal DNA binding
Source: RefSeq, a predicted model, not a curated record
UCUUGCAGUACGUUCAAGCAGAUGCUCCUACCAACAAAACACUGGCUGGGCUGGUGGUGCAGCUGCUGCAAUUCCAGGAAGAUGCCUUUGGAAAACAUGUCACCAAUCCUGCCUUCACAAAGCUUCCUGCAAAGUGCUUCAUGGAUUUCAAAGCUGGAGGUACAUUAUGUCACAUUCUUGGUGCUGCUUACAAAUAUAAGAAUGAACAGGGCUGGAGGAGGUUUGACCUGCAGAAUCCCUCCCGAAUGGAUCGCAACGUGGAGAUGUUCAUGAACAUUGAGAAAACACUGGUGCAGAACAACUGUCUGAGCAGACCAACCAUCUACCUCAUUCCUGACAUGGAGCUGAAGCUGGCCAACAAGCUGAAGGACAUUGUCAAACGUCACCAGGGAACAGUCACUGAAGAGAAAUCCAAGGCUACCCACCACGUGUAUCCAAGUCCUACCUCAAUGGAUGAUGAUGAAUGGUUGAGACCUGUGAUGAGAAAGGACAAGCAGGUGCUGGUACAUUGGGGCUUUUUUCCAGACAGCUAUGACACCUGGGUCCACGCCAAUGAAAUAGAUGCAGAAAUCGAGGAUCCCCCGAUUCCCGAGAAGCCGUGGAAGGUUCAUGCCAAGUGGAUUUUGGACACAGAUGUGUUCAACGAAUGGAUGAAUGAAGAGGAUUAUGAGGUGGAUGAGAACAGGAAAUCUGUGAGUUUUCGCCAGAGAAUCUCCAUGAAGAAUGAAGAGCCCGUGCGGAGCCCAGAGAGGAGGGACAGGAAAGCAGCAGCCAGUACAAGGAAGAGGAAACAUUCUCCUUCUCCACCCCCCACUCCUGUGGAGUCCAGGAAAAAGACAGGGAAGAAAGGACAAGCAGCUCUGUAUGGAAAAAGGAGGGGGCAGAAGGAAGAAGAUGAACAGGAAGAUCUCACCAAGGACAUGGAGGAUCCCACACCAGUACCCAACAUAGAAGAAGUGGUACUUCCCAAAAAUGUGAACCCAAAGAAGGACAGUGAGAACACGCCCGUGAAAGGAGGAACCGUGGCAGACCUGGAUGAGCAGGAUGAGGAGACAGUGGCGACUGGAGGAAAGGAGGAYGAGGAUCCCAACAAGGGUGACCAGAGCCGCUCCACUGACCCAGGGGAGGACAACGUCACUGAGCAGACCAACCACAUCAUCAUCCCCAGCUACGCCUCCUGGUUUGACUACAACUGCAUCCAUGUGAUUGAACGUCGUGCGCUUCCGGAAUUCUUCAAUGGAAAAAACAAGUCCAAGACUCCAGAAAUAUACCUGGCCUACAGGAACUUCAUGAUUGACACGUAUCGGCUGAACCCGCAGGAGUACCUGACCAGCACUGCCUGCAGGAGGAACCUCACCGGGGACGUCUGCGCCGUCAUGAGGGUGCACGCUUUCCUGGAGCAGUGGGGGCUCAUUAACUACCAAGUGGAUCCCGAGAGCCGCCCCAUGGCCAUGGGGCCACCCCCUACCCCCCACUUCAACGUGCUGGCCGACACCCCCUCGGGGCUGAUGCCCCUGCACAUCCGCACCCCGCAGGUUCCAGCUGCCCAGCAGAUGCUGAGCUUUCCUGAGAAAAACAAGGAGAAGCCAACUGACCUGCAGAACUUCGGCCUUCGCACAGACAUCUACUCCAAAAAGACUUUGGCCAAGAGUAAAGGUGCAAGUGCAGGGAGAGAAUGGACAGAGCAGGAGACACUGCUGCUGUURGAGGCGCUGGAGAUGUACAAGGACGACUGGAACAAGGUGUCGGAGCACGUGGGCAGCCGCACUCAGGACGAGUGCAUCCUGCACUUCCUGCGCCUGCCCAUCGAGGAUCCMUACCUGGAGAACUCGGACGCGUCGCUCGGCCCCUUGGCCUACCAGCCCGUGCCCUUCAGCCAGUCGGGCAACCCCGUCAUGAGCACCGUGGCCUUCCUGGCCUCYGUGGUGGAUCCACGCGUGGCCUCRGCCGCCGCCAAGGCCGCCCUCGAGGAGUUUUCCCGAGUCAGAGAGGAGGUGCCCCUGGAGCUGGUGGAAGCCCAUGUGAAGAAGGUGCAGGAAGCAGCUCGAGCCUCUGGGAAGGUGGAUCCGACCUACGGCCUGGAGAGCAGCUGCAUUGCUGGCACCGGCCCCGACGAGCCCGAGAAGAUGGAUGGAGCUGAGGAAGAGAAGAUGGAAACAGAGGCAGAGGGCCAGCAGACAGAGAAGGUGGAGAGCAAAGCUGAGAGUGAAAUUGAGGAAGGAGAGAAAGUCCCGGAAGGGGAAAACGAGCGGACCACAGAGAAGGAGCCAGAGAGCGAAGGGGCUGCGGAGCCCAAGACAGAGGAAAAGGAGGCGGAGGAGAACAAGGAGAACGUUGAUGGCAGCAAAGACAAAGAGGCCGAGGCUGGCAAGAAGAAAGUGGAGCACGAGAUCUCGGAAGGAAACGUGGCCACAGCUGCAGCUGCUGCCUUGGCCUCUGCUGCCACCAAAGCCAAGCACCUGGCAGCUGUGGAGGAGAGGAAGAUCAAGUCUCUGGUGGCCCUUUUGGUGGAAACUCAGAUGAAGAAGCUGGAGAUAAAACUUCGCCACUUUGAGGAGUUGGAAACGAUCAUGGACCGGGAGAAAGAGGCACUGGAGCAGCAGAGGCAACAGCUGCUGACUGAGAGGCAGAACUUCCACAUGGAGCAGCUCAAAUACGCCGAGUUAAGGGCUCGCCAGCAAAUGGAGCAGCAGCACAGCCAGAACCCCCAGCAGCCCCACCAGCACCCCAGCGGGCCUGGCAUGAACCCCCUGGGGGCACCAGCACACCCAGGGCUGCUGCCCCACCAGCAGCCCCCGCCCUACCCCAUGAUGCACCACCAGAUGCCACCUCCUCACCCGCCUCAGCCAGGUCAGAUGCCGGGCCCCGGCUCCAUGAUCCCGGGGCAGCCCCUGGCAGGCCGGAUGAUGCCGAGUGUGACAGCCAGCAUGCAYCCCACCGGCGGGGCCGCCCCGCCCGGGAUGUCCCCGAUGUCGGGGAACCUCAUCGGACCGCGCGUCCCGCUGGCAGCUCCCAACGGCCUGUAUCCUGGUCCGGCGCAGCCGCCGCCCCCCGCGGAAGGAGUGACGCCGCCUCCGGCCGGAGCCCCACCAGCCUCAGCCGCUCCCUAAGCAGCCAAGGAAGGAGGAAGGAACUUCCACAGCAACAUAGUGGUGACCAAAAGAGAAUUUCUCAGUUCCCUUCUGUUCCCCGGGGAGGUUUUCCCCUCCCCUCCCAGUCUCAUGCGUGUGAUUGGCACGACGACGUUCCCCGCUCCCCACCAGAGAACACACGGCAGAACUCGGCAUUCCCUGGGGAAAGCUGGAGAUUGGGAUGCCAGGAGUGCCUCCAUGUUGCUGGUGGGAAGUCCUUUACCCCUUGGCCUGCUUGCCUCGCAGAGCUCCAUGCUGGUUUCCUUCCUCUUGGUGCUUUGAGCUCGGGCUCCUCUGGGAAGGGUGAAAUAAUCCAGGUUCCAGGACAGGAGCUGAGCUUUGGGCCGUGCCUGCUCCGGGCUCUCCGGAGAGAGCAGAGCACCGAGAGGAGAUGCCAAACCAGUGCUUGGAGCAGAGCAGGAGGAGAGGGGCGUGCUGGGCGCAGGAAUGGCAGCCGUGUCCAGAGGGAUUCCUGGUGGCUACGGCCGCAGCUGCCCCGUAACUUAUUACAGGAAAUAUUGAUCCGUGUGAAUGAAGCCGGGAGCGAAUCAAUCAGAAUAAAACCACUCAAUGGUAGGAGUUUUCUUGCUCCAGUUUUUACCUUCCCUUUGCCUUUGGAGGUGGUAGUUGGACCUUCCCUGAGUAGUUCGGUGCAGUAGCCAACUGAGGAAUAACCCCCCAUUUUUAGUCCCUCUUUUUGGAGCAUAUACUUUGUACUUUUUAAAA